Aureobasidium pullulans EXF-150 is the source of this 1167-nucleotide messenger RNA. RefSeq names its product WD40 repeat-like protein. NCBI's taxonomy places the organism in Eukaryota, Fungi, Ascomycota, Dothideomycetes, Dothideales, Saccotheciaceae. Gene Ontology annotation, molecular function: protein binding. The transcript has 3 exons. The record is from RefSeq and is a predicted model, not a curated record. Bases 1 to 1167 code for a protein of 388 amino acids.
AUGGCUUUGCUACAGAAUUCUACACUGCCUCCCGCACAGCCGGCCUAUGUGUUCAGAGGUCAUAAUGCACAGAUCCACAGCAUUUGCUUUGUGCGCCAUAACACUCGUCUGUUGACUGGUGACGCCGAAGGCUGGCUCAUCCUAUGGAAUCUGGCUUCUAAGCGACCUGUCGCUGUGUGGAGGGGACAUGCCGCUGCCAUCCUAGCUGUGUCCACUUGGACCGAUGACAAGCUGAUUACACAUGGGAGAGACAGUAAGUUGCGAGUCUGGCAGCUCCGUGAGUCGGAUGAGUCUACCUUCUCUGUUGUUCUGCCCAUAGAAGAUCCUGUCACUCUGCGCCAUGAGCCAUGGCUGUUACAUACAAUCUCGGUGAACACUCUCAACUUCUGUUCAUUCUCCUUUUGCGAAGCCUCUCCAUCAGAAGCCGCACAACUCUCUUCUGAAGCCAAGGAGACGACGCUUCUGGUCGCUGUCCCAGGAGAUCGUGAAGGCGAUAUUGAUAUUUAUUCCUUACCCUCUAAGACGAAACUGUCCACUGUCUGUGCGCCUAAGACUGUCAAGCUAGGCAUGGCCAUGUGCGUCAAGAUCUCGAUACAAGGACCCCAAAUUAUCCUGAUCGCAGGCUAUGAAAGUGGCCACUGCUGCUUCUGGCAAUUCGACAAGGACCGCAGUAAAUGGAUUUUGCUCUCCACCAGUAAAAGUCAUAGCCAGCCGGUCCUCUCCUUGGACAUCGCCCACUCACUCAAAAGAUACUAUACAUCGGCUGCAGAUGCCACUAUCGCUAGUCAUUCUCUUACAGAACCAACUACAUCCCAACCUCUGAAGACAAUCGAGACUAAACACUCCGGUCAACAGUCCCUACGAGUCCGAUCCGACGACAAAAUACUGGCUACCGCUGGUUGGGAUGGUAAUGUGCGAGUUUACUCUGUCAAAACAAUGCGCGAGCUCGCGGUUCUGAAAUGGCACAAACAAGGGUGCUAUGCUCUUGCCUUUGCAGACUUACUGCCGGAACAAGUCGAAGAUUCAGAAACAAACAGUACAGGCUCGAGCGAGGGCACGGAAGCACUUCAGACGGCCGUCCAAAGACGCAACACCAAAGCACAAACAACACACUGGAUAGCCGCUGGUUCAAAGGAUGGAAAAGUCUCGCUUUGGGAUAUCUAUUGA